AUGCUUGAAAACUUACAGUUUAAAAAAGAAGAAGAAAGAAAGAAAUUCGCCGAAAAGCAACUGAAAGAAGAGGAGGCUGAAAGACAAAGAUUACAGAAAGAAGCAGAAGAAAGAGCUAAUCAGCGUCGCAUCUUUGAAGAAGAGAAAAUUAAGAAUCUAAUAUGUCGUGAAAAAAUAGAGAAUUUGAAGAAAUCAGACUUAGGACAAAUGAUUGAAAAAUCAGAACUAAAUGAAUUAUCGUCUGUCGAUCCAGAAAGCUUACUUGCUAAGCAAAUUGAAUAUGCCAGACGUGAAAAGAAAGAAUUUCAGACCAGAUUACGUAAACAAGAAAGAACCAUUAACCACAUGGAACGAGCUAAAAGAAUUGAAGAAAUACCAUUACUUAAACAAGAGCACGAAGUUGAUAAAAUUAAAGCUCUUGAAAUGUGGGAAUGUGACGAAAAAUGUAGAAUUCAAACACUUUAUGAAGAACGAUCCCAAAAGGAAAAAGAAAAACGGUUGCUAGAAAGAGCGGUGCAAAGAAAAGCUGAGCGGCGAAGGAUAUGGUUGGAACAAAAGGAACAGUUAGAAAAAGAUAAUGAUAAACAUUUUAAGUUUGUCAGGAGACGUGAAACAAAGAAUAAUGCGAAGUCAAGCAGAGAAAGAUCAACUAAAAAAUCUCCAAGAUGCGAAAAUUUUCCUGAAUUUCGGAAUGAGCAAAAUUAUUUGUCACCCAACCGGUCAUAUCAAGCAAAAAUAAAUAUUUCCAAUGACAACUCAACUCGAUCUUUACCGCUCAGGGACAAUAAAGUUCAUAUGUUCAAUAACCAUUCAGAGAGAAGGUAUGACUCCCAAGCAAAUAAUUCUAUUGAAAAAGACAAAAAUAUGCAUAAAAAACUUCAACCGAAAUAUCACAUUUUGAAGAGAAAUGAAAAUCCAUUUCCUGGCAAUAGAGUUGCAAAAGAACAUCCUCUUCCAAUAUGGUGCACGAGUUCUAAUUCGAGGAAUGAUUCUACGAAUUUUCAAAAACCAUUCUACGGAUAUGUCGAUAAUUCAACGUUCGUUUUUUCAAACAGAAUAUCGACACCAUCCAUGUUAGAACCCAACUCAAAAUAUAUGUAUUCUCAAAAAUAUUGCCAAGAGAAUUGCUCGAAAAGCAGAAACACAUUACCAAAUACUUUACUAUAUAAGAAAAACAUGAAUUCUGAUCUUGAUCAAGAUUCAGUUGACAAAGUUGGCAAACAUGAAGAUGAGACGGAUCAGCCAAAUAUAAGGAAAAAUAUAAAAUAUGAUGUAAGACAUUCAUGUACACCUUGGGCCAAAUUGAGCCGUGCAAAUAACAAAACAUAG
This is a messenger RNA of Argiope bruennichi, 1329 nucleotides long. Its product is annotated as eukaryotic translation initiation factor 3 subunit A-like. Gene Ontology annotation, biological process: translation reinitiation; formation of cytoplasmic translation initiation complex. Gene Ontology annotation, molecular function: mRNA binding; translation initiation factor activity. The record is from RefSeq and is a predicted model, not a curated record. Gene Ontology annotation, cellular component: eukaryotic translation initiation factor 3 complex, eIF3e; multi-eIF complex; eukaryotic translation initiation factor 3 complex, eIF3m. The transcript has 2 exons. Lineage: Eukaryota; Metazoa; Arthropoda; Arachnida; Araneae; Araneidae. Bases 1 to 1329 code for a protein of 442 amino acids.